CAAAUUUCUUCGACCCAAAGGGCAUUUAACGUGUUUGCAUAUAAACCGCUAAACGUAUCGCACUCGCCAUGUCGUGGUUGUUCGGGUAUAAAAGACAAUCUCCACCGCAAGGGUCCGCGGACGGUGGUCCCGAACCACCGGGACCGCCACCGUCAGCCGGUGCCGGCCAGUCGGCGGGUGAUGUGAAUUUAACAAAAGCCGAACGGAAAGCCAUGGAAGCGUAUCGUUUCGACUCGUCCGCCCUGGAGCGUGCGGCCGAAGCAGCCCGCACCCUGGAACGUUCAAAACACGCCCGCGAGGCCCUUGAAUUAUCGAAGAUGCAAGAGAGCACUCGCCAACAGGAAUACAUGGCAAAGGUGAAAGAAUACGAGGCGCAUAUAGAGACCUCGAAGGUGGAACAGAAGCGUGUGGAUCAUGAGGAGCGUAGGAAAACGUUGGCCGAGGAAACGAAGCAGCAACAGCAGCGAGCCCAGUACCAAGAUCAAUUGGCGAGGAAACGUUACGAAGAGCAGCUGGCGCAGCAGCAGCGCGUCCAAGAGGAUAAUCUCCGCAAACAGGAAGAGAGCGUCGCUAAGCAGGAAGCAAUGCGCCGCAAGACGAUCGAACACGAGAUGGAGCUACGAGAGAAGAACAAAAUGAAAUUGCUUGAAGCCGAACUGCGGGCCAAGGCCAAGGUGGAUCGUGAAAACCGAGAUCUAACUUUGGAGCAAAUUCGUUUAAAGGCAGAAGAGAACCGUAUCACCGUCAUGGAAGGUAUAAAAACGGCAGGAUCCGUGCUCGGACAGGGGGCGACGGCCUUGCUGACCGAUUGGAACAAGGUCGUUACCACAGUAGGGGGUUUAUCGUUGCUGGCACUAGGUGUUUAUACGGCGAAGGGAACUACCGGCGUUACGGCUCGCUACAUUGAGGCACGGAUAGGGAAACCGUCGCUGGUGAAUGAAACGUCUCGCUUUUCGUUACUGGAAGCUUUUAAACAUCCCAUUGACACCUUUAAACGGCUUAAAAACAGACCAACAGAUGCGCUGCAAGGUGUGGUACUUCAGCCGAAACUAGAGGAACGUUUGCGGGACAUUGCGAUCGCGACGAAGAACACGAAAAAUAACCGGGGUCUCUAUCGAAACAUUCUGAUGCACGGUCCUCCCGGCACCGGCAAGACAAUGUUCGCGAAGCGACUCGCAACACACUCCGGGAUGGAUUACGCCAUAAUGACCGGAGGUGAUGUGGGCCCGAUGGGCCGAGAUGCGGUUACUGCGAUCCACAAAGUGUUCGAUUGGGCAAACACGAGCCGCCGCGGCUUGUUACUGUUUAUUGACGAAGCCGAUGCUUUCCUGCGCAAGCGUUCGUCGGAACAAAUUUCUGAAGACAUGCGCUCGGCGCUAAACGCGUUUCUCUACCGGACGGGCGAGCAAAAUCCGCGCUUCAUGAUGGUGUUAGCGUCAAACACCCCAGAACAGUUCGAUUACGCCAUCAACGAUCGAUUGGACGAAAUGGUGGAGUUUACGCUGCCCGGCUCCGAAGAACGGGAACGUCUGAUACGACUAUAUUUUGACAAGUUCGUCCUGCAGCCAGCUGCGGAGGGUAAAAAGCGCUUCAAGGUGGAACAGUGGGACUAUAGCGCGGUCUGUAGUAAAAUGGCCAAGAUGUGCGAAGGUAUGUCCGGUCGAGAGAUUUCGAAGCUGGGUGUUUCAUGGCAGGCUGCUUGCUAUGCUUCGGAAGAAGGUGUUCUAACAGAACAGAUGGUGCUAGACCGAUGCGAAGCAGCAGCUCGGCAACACAGGCAAAAAAUGGCCUGGCUAUCGGAGCAUGAGAAACUGGACCACAAAUCCAUCACUGGUGGCAAAGGAUUCCUCACCGAAUAGUUAUUACAAUGUAGCAGUGUAACGCCUUUUUUUCUGUCCCAAUUUUACGGUCAAAGUUGUUAGUCAUGUUCCUUUCUACUUCUGCCUUUUUUGUUUGUUAAUAUCCCUUUCUCAGACCUUGUUAAGUGUUAACGUGAUCAUCGAUAACGAGCGUCAUCGGAAAGGGUGAACAAAUGAAUAGAAAAAAUCUUAGCCAAGCGAAACGACCGUGCCGGACACGCUCUACCUUCUCCACCAUCAGUGGAGGGUCGUACCACUUUAGAAAAUUUACAUUAAACUUUCUAGGUGCGACUUCAAUAUGGAAAUGGAUCGAAUAAGAAAAGCAUUUACAAUCAACAAGCGCCGUUUUGUGCAUUCGUUUUUAAUCAUAAUACGGCAAACGAUGAAGAAAGCUCAAAACUUCGAGACUCGAUGGCCCAACGGGCUUUUCGUCAACGUAACUCGAACAUUGAGGUGGUUAUGUUCUUCUUAUAAUCAUUUGUUUAAAAAAUGUAAUGCACUAAUAUUGUUAACGUGUACGCCGACACUGCAAGAGCAAACCAUCAGCUCAAACCAAAUCGAAAGAUCCACUGGCUUUGUUGUACAAAAUAUGUUUAUUUUAGUUCAUGACACUGCAUCGUAAAGCAUUAAUUUGUUGAUAAAAUGAAAGAACACAAAUUCAUUGCAUGAUGUUCUUUCUUUACGGCGAACACGCUACUUAGUCUUACCAAUGAGACGAAAAGAAUCGACUCUUGCCGCACGGACGCGCUUCCCGAAAACAAUUUGCCACGAGCCGUUUGUUAACAAAAGUUCUUUGUAACAGUACGUAAUGAUUGCUGAUUGUUUUCGUUCAUGUACCAUUGAGUUACUCCCGAUUGUUGAGAAAGAGAGUUGAAUGCAUGGCCUCAGCGUAACGUUUUUCUUCGAGUGGGUUUCUUGUGACGAGCAAGGAUGGUUUAAAAUAACGGCCUAUUGCGUAACAACUGUAACACUGCUAAUUUCGGGAUAUAUCUAAAAGCGAUACAAGUAUUGUCCCCAGUUUACCCCCCUAAAAUGUUUACCAUCCCGAAACAAUUGGGAUGCCGUCACAGUAGCAUCUCGUGUCGUUCGCAAAACGAUCCACAGCUUGCAAGUCAUUGAGAUGU
Molecule: messenger RNA, 2983 nt
Organism: Anopheles bellator
Lineage: Eukaryota; Metazoa; Arthropoda; Insecta; Diptera; Culicidae
Gene: bor
Product: ATPase family AAA domain-containing protein 3A homolog
Exons: 3
Coding region: 69-1859 (596 amino acids)
Biological process (GO): mitochondrion organization
Cellular component (GO): mitochondrion
Molecular function (GO): ATP hydrolysis activity; zinc ion binding; ATP binding
Source: RefSeq, a predicted model, not a curated record